CGAGUUCUCCUCCUCUUUCCCUCCCUCUUUGGCUUCAAACCCCCCAAACCUAAUCUCCCAUGGUGUUUGUUAUAAAGCCUGAGCAACAGCCACAAGCUCUUCUCAAUUCAAAACCUCAUCUCAAGUUCCCCUCUCCGAUCCUUUUCCGAGUCCAAAAAAAGGAGUCCGUAUGGGUAAGAAGCUACACUUGACGUCCCUCUUCUAUAGGAUGGCAGGAAGUAGGCCUUCCUCUUCUCCUCCUCCUUCAUGGCCGUGGCCUUCCUGCAAGCACCCGAAGACCCACUCCUUCAGGAAGGAAGGUGAAGUCUACGUCGACUUCAUAUCAGCUCCAGCACCGGAGAGCUUCUCCACGGUGUUGGAGGCUUCAGCCAGCGAUGCGAUCGAGGCGAUGAUUCAUGGACUAAGGUCCGACCGGCUUUUCUUCGAGCCGGCGGGCGCAACCAGCUCGAUAGUGGAGGCCGAGACGCGCAAUGCCGGGAGUACUACUACUCCGUUGGAGGGCAGCAUAGCCAUGGCAGUGGAUUCAAUAGACCCUUAUCUGGACUUUAAGCUGUCCAUGAAGGAGAUGGUGGUGGCUCACGGGGUGAUGGACUGGGAGUGGCUUGAGGAGAUGCUGGUUUGGUACUUGAACCUGAACGGGAAGAGGAUCCAUGGUGUCAUCGUUGGUGCCUUCGUGGAUUUGCUUCUGAGUCUUGCUUCUUCGUCGCCUCCUCCUCCUCAUUCCUCUUCUCCCUCUUCCAUCUUUGAGAUGGAGGAUGAGGAUGUCUCAUGCUAAAUAGAAAACAGU
Molecule: messenger RNA, 787 nt
Organism: Musa acuminata AAA Group (dessert banana)
Lineage: Eukaryota; Viridiplantae; Streptophyta; Magnoliopsida; Zingiberales; Musaceae
Product: transcription repressor OFP13-like
Exons: 1
Coding region: 170-775 (201 amino acids)
Biological process (GO): negative regulation of DNA-templated transcription
Source: RefSeq, a predicted model, not a curated record